Molecule: messenger RNA, 2841 nt
Organism: Trifolium pratense (red clover)
Lineage: Eukaryota; Viridiplantae; Streptophyta; Magnoliopsida; Fabales; Fabaceae
Product: cyclic nucleotide-gated ion channel 2-like
Exons: 7
Coding region: 675-2564 (629 amino acids)
Biological process (GO): monoatomic ion transport; transmembrane transport
Cellular component (GO): membrane
Molecular function (GO): monoatomic ion channel activity
Source: RefSeq, a predicted model, not a curated record
GUCUGUCCCAUUCUUUACUUACUCUACCAGAAAGAAAGAUAGACAAUUCUUCCGUACAUAUACUGCUUCAUUACACAAUUCUUCCGUACACAUCCAGCUGCAUUACAUUUACACACUUGUUUUGUCAACUGUCAAGUCAACAACAAAGGAGAAGAGUAUUUGGGUGAAAGUGUACGGAAGAAAUUUCAAUUGUUUCUACCAUUUCCAUCAUUUUGAUUUCUUUUCCCAUCUUACAAAGGGGAAAUAUAGAUCUGUAUGGUGGUGGGUUUCAGGGGAAAAUUGCAGUAUGCAACUGAGUUUGGUGAAUGUGGGUGAUUUGAAGAAGAAUUAAGUUCGGUGAAGAAGAAUCUGGGUUAAGUGGUGGAAUCUGGUGAAUUUGAAAGAAGAUUUUAUGCGUAGGAAAUUGUAGGAGUUAGGGGCAAUUAGGUAAGUAUACUUAUAUCACUGUCUUGAACGUCCUGCUGCGAUUGAUGACUGAACUGAUUUAGGCGGUGGUGGUGGAAGCAUCUCUUCUUUUAUUAUUUUGCUGCAUUGUGUUUUAUCAUGAAUUGAAGAACGAAUUUUCCUGCGGUGCGCUAACACUCUUAUAAGAAAAUAAAGGAACGAAGUCGCAUCUACCUUUAGGACUGAUUGCUGUGCUUUCCUCUGGGGUCUAGAACUUAGUAGCAUUUAAUAUGGAGUGUUAUGCUUGCACACAAGUAGGUGUGCCACUUUUCCACUCCACCAGCUGUGAUAGCUACGGAAAACCUUUCGAUCCAACAAGCAAGCGCGUGAAAAUAUGGAACCGCGCUUUGUUAUUUGCGCGUGGUGUUGCAUUGGCCAUUGACCCCAUAUUUUUCUACGCGCUGUCCAUAGGGAGAGGAGGUUCCCCGUGUUUGUAUAUGGACGGUGGUUUGGCAUUCCUUGCUACUGUGGCGCGGUCGGCUAUUGAUGCGAUUCAUCUGCUUCAUAUUCUGCUGCAGUUUAGAUUACCGUAUGUGUUGAGAGAAUCACUUGUGGUUGGACGUGGGAGACUCGUGUGGGACGCACGUGCCAUUGCUUGUCAUUAUAUGAGAUCUCUCAGAGGCUUUUGGUUCGAUGUUUUUGUUAUUCUUCCGGUGCCUCAGGUUGUAUUUUGGGUAGUAGUACCAAAAUUGAUAAAAGAAGAGAGGAUUAAAAUAAUGAUGACAACAAUGCUAUUGAUUUUUUUGUUCCAAUUUCUCCCUAAGGUUUACCAUAGCAUAUCCAUGAUGAGAAGAAUGCAAAAAGUCACAGGCUAUAUCUUUGGCACCAUUUGUUGGGGAUUUGGACUCAAUCUUAUAGCUUAUUUCUUUGCCUCUCAGGUUGCUGGAGCGUGUUGUUAUGUCCUUGCCAUUCAACGCGUUGCAUCUUGUCUUCAACAGCAAUGUGACAGGUCUGUUGGAUGCAGUCUCCCUCUGUCAUGCUCAGAGGAAAUAUGUUAUCGGUCAUACUCAUUGUUUCCACCAGGAACCAUUGGAAAUUCAUGUGGUGGAAACUCAACAUUGAUACCGCCUGUGUGCUUAGAUGUCGAAGGACCUUUCAGAUAUGGGAUCUACAAAUGGGCACUUCCUGUCAUAUCCAGCGAUUCCUUGGCUGACAAGAUUCUUGAUCCCAUUUUUUGGGGUUUGAAGACUUUCAGCACUUUUGGAAAUAAUCUUGAACCCACAAGUAACUGGCUAGAAGUGAUUUUCAGUAUAUGCAUUGUACUUGCUGGAAUACUACUUUCCACUCUGUUGAUUGGUAACAUCCAGGUAUUCUUAGAAGGAGUCCUGGCAAAGAAGAGAAACACGCAGCUUAGACGUCGUGACAUGGAAUGGUGGAUGAGGAGGAGGCAGUUGCCAUCCCGGUUAAGACAAAGGGUUCGGCAUUUUGAACGUCAGAGAUGGGCAGCCAUGGGAGGAGAAGAUGAGAUGGAGGAACUUAUCAAAGACUUACCCGAGGGCCUGAGGAGAGACAUCAAGCGCUACCUUUGCUUGGACCUGAUUAAAAAGGUACCAUUAUUCCAUAACUUGGAUGAUCUUAUUCUUGACAACAUCUGUGACAGAGUGAAGCCCCUAGUCUUCUCUAGAGAUGAAAAGAUAAUUAGAGAAGGUGAUCUUGUACCAAGGAUGGUGUUUAUUGUCCGUGGAAGCAUAAGGCGAACCCAAAAUCUCAGCAAAGGCAUGGUAGCAACAAGUGUCCUUGAACCAGGUGGCUUUUUAGGCGAUGAACUUCUUUCAUGGUGCCUCAGACGCCCUUUUAUAGACCGGCUUCCGGCCUCCUCAGCUACAUUUGUGUGUCUCGAAUCAACAGAAGCAUUCGGUCUUGAUGCUCAAAAUUUGAGGUACAUAACUGAUCACUUCCGGUACAAAUUCGCAAACGAGAGGCUUAAGAGAACGGCGAGAUACUACUCGUCGAAUUGGAGAACAUGGGCUGCUGUCAACAUUCAAGUUGCUUAUAGGCGUUACAGGCAAAGGACUAGAGGUCUAGUGACUCUUGUAAGGGACAAUGGAGGCACCGAGCGCACACUCUGGCAGUAUGCUGCAAUGUUCACGUCAACUAGGCCACAUGAUCACCUUGAAUGAUAAAGUAUCUCCUCUAAGCUAGAACUUCAUCAUUACCUAUGUAUAUGAUGAAGUAUCUCCUUGUAAUAGCAGUUAGCACAAUAUCACAGUAAUGAAAAUAACAUUUUCUCUCCUAAGUGUUAACUUCAAUAAUCUACAACCUUCAUGUCUUCUUCAUUCGGUAUGUUUUGAUGAACUUUUUUCAGGAUCUAUGUUUUGUUUAUUAUAUGGUGAUAUUAAUACUGAGAAAUUAUCGAUAAUGAUUAAUUUGUAAUUGUAUGUGUUAGUUUUAAUAUAC